UGGGAUGGGACAGGACCCUGGGGACAGGGACAGCCUGGCCAGGGCUCAGGAACCUUGAGGUUCUUCCCGGAUUUCUUGGGAAUCGGUGAAAGAAGGAAGCCAGGAUAUCCUGGAAUGGGCUGGGAUGUUCUGCUGCAUCCCUGGAUUUGGCUCUUCCCAGCUCUGCUCCCCUGGAUCCUCCAGAGCCCCUCUGGGUGUUGUUCCCUGCCAACUGGAAUUCCAAUUGGAAUUCAAUCCUGGCUGCUAAAGCUGGGCCCAGACUCGGGGAUGGCUCUGGAUUAACCCCCAGGGUGUCCUGGAGCCCAGCCAGGAGCAGGUUUGGGAGCAGCUCCUGGGGAAGGAUCCUGGGACAGGGACCUGCAGCUCCCCUCCUUGGCUGUUCCCGGUCCUGUCAGUGGCCAAAUUCCCUGGAUUCCGGUGCCAAUUUCUCCUCCAAAAAAAACCCUCAGGGAAAACGUGUCCCAGGCUCUGCCCUGCUGGGAGGGGGACACAGCUGAGCCCUUCCUGGGGCUGCAGCCAGGGAUGUUCCCACUGGGAUCCGGGUGCUCCCUGGUGGGGGGAACGGGGUGGGAGUGGGAGAGUUUGUCCCAGGAAUGUUUGAAACUCUCCUUAAGGAUGAAAGUUCCGGCUCAGCCAGGGGAGAGUUCAGCCCCUGCUCCCAGUUUGGAAUCAAGGAGAGCCUCUGGAAUGGCAGGGGUGGCUCCAGCUCUUUCCCCGGAGCCAUUCCCACAACUCCAGAGGGAGACGGAGCCUCCUCCUGCCCUGGCUGCUCAGGCUGAGGGUGGAUCCCUGCUCUCCCUCUGCUCCUGUGGGAUGGAGCGACCUGGAAUGGAUCCCAGGGGUGGUGGGGACCCCUGUGGGAUCCAAACUGGGAGCAGGGAAUCGGUGUGGGAUCAAACUGGGAGAGGAGGGAAUCGGUGUGGGAUCCAAACUGGGAGCAGGGAAUCGGUGUGGGAUCCAAACUGGGAGCAGGGAAUCGGUGUGGGAUCCAGCUGGGAGCAGGGAUCAAACUGGGAUCAGGGAAUCACUGUGGGAUCCAGCUGGGAGCAGGGAAUCGGUGUGGGAUCCAACUGGGAGAGGAGGGAUAAGGCAGGAUCCAGCUGGAAAAGGAGGGAUAAGGCAGGAUCCAGCUGGGAGAGGAGGGAUAAGAUGGGAUCCAGCUGGAAAAGGAGGGAUAAGGUGGGAUCCAGCUGGAUAAGGUGGGAUCCAUCAGGCAGGACACGGAUCCAUCCCGGUGCCUCCGUCUGUUCCUGGCAGAGGAAGAUGAAGCUGCUGCAGGGGAGCAUCUCCAGGAGUGCCCAGCUCCGUGUCACCGUCACCUCCAGCCCCUCUCCCUCCUUCCCUCGGAGCCUCCCCCACAUCCCUCCCUCUUCCCUCUCCCUUCGGCCAAAUAUCCCUGGAAUAAACACAAAAUUCCUGUUUGAGGGGGCUCCGGUGGCUCCUGGGGACGGGAUUGCUUGGGGGGUUUUUGCUGGAUAUUGAAACAUCCUUGGGUUUAAAAUUAGCACCAAAUUGCUGAA
Molecule: messenger RNA, 1520 nt
Organism: Poecile atricapillus (Black-capped chickadee)
Lineage: Eukaryota; Metazoa; Chordata; Aves; Passeriformes; Paridae
Exons: 2
Coding region: 523-1482 (319 amino acids)
Source: RefSeq, a predicted model, not a curated record